Frankliniella occidentalis (western flower thrips) is the source of this 1672-nucleotide messenger RNA. RefSeq lists its product as uncharacterized. The coding region runs from base 226 to 1206 and encodes 326 amino acids. NCBI's taxonomy places the organism in Eukaryota, Metazoa, Arthropoda, Insecta, Thysanoptera, Thripidae. The record is from RefSeq and is a predicted model, not a curated record. The transcript has 7 exons.
CAGUCACGUCAAAGUAUCGCGUAGUGGGAGUAGGCGUUCAAUAUUUUCCUGUUUGGAACCUUCUUUGAACAUCGAAGAAAAUAAUACAUGUGAUGACUCAUUACCCCCUACCCAGAAAGUAUCCCUCUUUCUUGUUCCACAGAAACCUCUUGUCAGGUUUCACAUGAAAUAGUUUGGUAUAAUGAUUUAUUAUGAUUGUCAUUUGUAUUCCUCUCAACUGUCAACAUGGGUGAACUGAUUCGUGGUGAAUUUCUGCACCUCGUAAAUGAGAGUAGCAGGUAUGAGGCAGAGCGUGCCAAACGUCUGAUGGAUAUUACCCAAGAUGUGGGUAUUGCUCACCUUUUAUGUGGCUUUGGCAGUAAAGCCAGAGUGGCGUUAGAGGAAGUUUUACUCCUGUCAUCCCCACUUACGUUUGAGACUUUCUUAGCAAACUGUUUUCUGAACACUCCUUGCACGUCGCAGGAUAAUGCUUCUAAAAUCAAAGAGAUGGCAAAUAUAGAGAAAAAACAUCCAUCUAAAAUCCUGCUCCGUGAUCUUUGUAAAAUGGUCCCAGAUAUGAAAGUAAAGGACUUGAUUAAAUCAUUAGAAUGCGCAUCCUUGUACAGGGCAAUAGCGCGUUUAGAAAAGGAAGAUUUGGAGGCUCUUGCACAACAUGCACGAUCAGACAGUGGCUGUCUUAACCCUGUUCCUCUUCCCAUUCCAAAUGUGCUCUCCUCUCAAGUCACCAGAAGAACUAAUUUUUCAAAGACGUACAGAAACAUUAUUUUACUUUCUUUUGCAAGAGAUGGACAAGAUAUUGCAAAUCAGCUAGAAAAUGAGCUUAAAGAACCAUUUGGAAAAAGUAAAAAGUCGUAUUUUGUAAUUAAACUCUCUGAUCAUACCGGCUAUCUAGCUCAGGACCGUGUACGAAACUUAAAAGAUAUAAUAUCAAAGGUAGAUUACAUUGUCCCUGUGUUAACAAAUGGCUAUUUUGAUAUAUUGGAGAGGAGAGUGCCCCCAGAUGAUGCUACAAUUGAUGAGGAAUUUGCAUCCCUGCUCAUUACACUAGUUGCUGAUGAGUGGGCUUCCAAUGGUUUUAAAAAUUACAAGGUUCGAUGUUACAAACCUAGAGACGUAAAUCCACAAAUAACUGUAUUUCCACCAUUUACAACAACGAUAAGUGAUAGGGUUGCAUUGCGUGAAGUAUGGUUGAAUACAAAGAAGUAAUUCAUAUUAUCAUCAAUGUAAGUGUGCUACUGUUUUGUCAAGAUAAAUUUAAUUUCUGACUUUUUACUCAUACAUAGUGUGUAAUGAGUCAGGACAAAUUUUAUAAGCUGAAAGGUUGUUAAUGUUAUUUGCCUUGCGGCCUGUGAGUGUGGUAGCUCUGAUUAGAAGUCUUAGGUCGAUCAAUCUGUUCUGCUAUUUUCAUUUUUCUGGAGUUCAGCCGACUUUUCCGUUGAUUUUACUUAACUUUCUCCUGAUUUUCUCGAAUCCUGACUUUUCGACUAUUGACUUUCUUUAUUUGAUUUUUUCCUGAGUGUGCACUGGUUUUUUGAAGUAAGCAACCCCUUGGGUUGCACACCCUACUGAGCCCAUAGCUGUGCCUCCAGGUACUGUUCUUGAAAUAUCAUGGAAACCUCGAAAUCACCUGCGAUAAUGGGUGAAAUAAAGAUCUAGUCUAAAGUAUAAUAUA